GUAAAUUUCUGGAAUUCGCGGAACCAACUUUUUGUGUACACGGGAAAAUUUCUUCUUCACUGACUCAAGAAGGAUCACAACAAAGACACGAUUGAAUCAAAGAAUCACUCAGCAAACGUUCAUUGUGUAAACACAUCAACCAUUUGAAAAUUCACAUUCACCCCCACAGCUUGUUAUUGUUGAAUUUGGAGGUCUUUUUUGGCUCUCAGGGCAGAAGAAAUUCCAAUAUUGUUGCUGUCUUGUUCAUAUAAAAGUUGAAGUAACAAGAUCGUUGCACCUUUUGUUCAAUUGAAGGAUCACAAAUUGAAUAAUCAAAGUAUUUGUGCUUUUUAUUUGUUCUGUGGUUUGAUUUUAAACUUACACUCAAGAUGUCAAAUCCAGAUAUUAUUACACAAGUUUCUCAAGAUGCUGGCCCAAUGAGGCCAGAGGCAACUACUCAAAUGGAUGAAGAUGCUGAUUUAAACUCUAUCAUUAAACUAAAUAUCAGAGGGAAAAUGUUUCAUAUCACAAGAGAUGAGCUUAUGAGCUUGCCAGAGAGUAUACUAUUAUGCUUGUUUCCAAAUGGUGUAUUUGUUGAUGUUGAUGGUAACGUUAUCACAAACCUAACAGAAGAUGAUAUUGUUUAUGUUAAUUUUUCACCUGAAUGUUUUCAAUAUAUAGUUGAUAGUUUCGGUGCUGCUGCUCAAAGAUUACCACCUUCUAGUCAACCUGAAAUAUAUGACAGUUACACAACACCGGAUAUAGAGGUGCUGAAUGAGAAACCAUCAAUCAUCGUGCUAAGGGAAGAUCUGGACUAUUAUGUUAUUCCACCAAGAAAGGGUAUUAGUCCACAGGGUGUUAGAGCUAUCAAAUCAGCUGCAGGCAGCUAUUUGGUUAGUCGUAAUAAAGUUUUUGAAGGUUUAGGUUAUGCUCCAGGAAAAAAAUUAGGCCCAGCUGAAGAGCAUUUACUAGAAAUGUUAUGCUCCUCAGGUUUCAACGUGGAAAGUGAUUGGGGACAUAGAUGUUCGGAACCUGGAAAGACAGUUUUAACUUCAUUGGCACUAGUGGAUUUAGUCCAUCCUGAACAACAGCAAGAACCAGAGUCACCAUCAUUAAAUCCAGUGUCUUCAAAUAACACCAAAGUCUCAAGAAGAUCACGUAUUGUUGAACUGGCAGGUAAUGCAGCAAGAUCAGCAUCACGUUCAGUUUCCAGAAACAGAUCAAGUUCAAGAACAAAAAGUGCAGGCACUUCAUCGAAAUUACUUCUGUUCUGGAGAAAACCUGCUCGUAAGUGCUGGUGGUCUGAUGAUGAAGUUGAAUUGAAGAUUCCAGGUUUAUUGCACACUGAUGGGUUAUCUGAUGCUAGUAUUCGUUUGCAUAUACGACGUGUUUGGACUCUUGAACUUUCAGUUAUAGGGGUCCAUUAAAAGAAUUUACAAAUCACUUCAUUCCAAAAGAACAAUAACUCAUUAAUUCAUGAAUUUAAUAGGAU
Messenger RNA from Hansenula anomala, 1471 nucleotides. RefSeq names its product Whi2p (gene WHI2). Bases 369 to 1406 code for a protein of 345 amino acids. The record is from RefSeq and is a predicted model, not a curated record. The transcript has a single exon. Lineage: Eukaryota; Fungi; Ascomycota; Saccharomycetes; Phaffomycetales; Wickerhamomycetaceae.